AUGCGUUUCCUCGACCUCAACCGAUACUCGCUCCUCUCCUUCACUGCAACCCUCGUUGCCAUCGCCUAUUCCUCCCACAAGUCCCUCUUCCAUACCCCAUCCUCAUUCCUCAACCUUGCACUUCUCAAAUCCCUCGAGCCCUUCCUCAAAGAUGUGAUUCCUUUUAGUGCAGACCUGCCCUUCUCCUCGUUUUCAGCCUCGUCCUCCUUCGACACUGUCCUUGAUGACCUUAUUCUCGACGGCAGUCAAUCGCAACAGCAGCAGCAGCAGCAACAAAUGACCUUGGCCAAAGAUACCGUGACCUUCGAUCAAGCCAAACUGUCGUCCAAGCGACUAGGAUUGGUCGACAACAACAACGAGCACAGUCAAUUGUUAGGAGGGGCAGCUGGUGUCGGAAACGGCUUUCGACCGUCAGUCUUUCAAGCGAUGCUUGCGGAGCGGUACCUCAAGUUCCGCACGCCGUCUCCCGCUGUGCUACUGCAGUUGCAGGUCAUCCUUUCGUACUUGCAGAACGAAAAACUCUGUGUCUUGAUCUUCACUAACAUGGCGUUCUGUCUGGCCUUCCUUGCGGGUCGGCUCUUUCUCAGGACAUUUUUUGGAGAUCUCCGUUUGAUCGAGCGUCAGCAUAUGUAUGACAGGGCACUCAAUUUCCUGCUCUUCAAGGUCGUCUUUGUAGGCGCCAUCCUUGAGCCACGGUGGGAGGAGUUACUCAUCUGGACUGCAUGGUUCACUAUCCUGGGGUUCCUCCGGGUCUUUAGCAUGCUUUGCCGAGACCGCUUCGAAUACUUGACUGUGUCACCCAAUAUUCCGAUCAAGGUCCAUGUCAAGAUCUUGACUAUGUUAACCAUGAUCCUAGUCUCCACCAUUGCGUGGUUCGUCUUUUGCAUUUCUGUCUUUCGCUCAAUGCUCCUGCUUCUGUCAUUUGAGUGCUUCACACUCUUUCUGGACACGGUUCAAACCCUCGUCAAAUAUACCAUUCAUCUCGGAGAUUUGUCGCGACAGGGACCGUGCGAAUCGAGGAGGAUGGUUCAGUAUUACACCGAGUUUUCAACGGACACCAUGAUCUUGGUCACCACUCUUGGCCACUACUUGCACAUCAUGUACCUCCACGGGAUCUCAUUCACCCUUAUUGAUGCUGUGCUGUUUUUGAACAUGAGAAGUGUAUUCAACACCUUGCGGAAGAAACUCGCCGGACAUCAAGCCUACCGACAGGCACUCAAGAAUAUGCAGGCGUUAUACCCGUCUGCAACGGAAAAGGAACUCGCCGACUACAGCGACGAUUGCGCGAUCUGCAGGGAUAGCAUGACAUCCGCUAAGAUCCUCCCCUGUGGCCACAUCUUUCACUUGUAA
Messenger RNA from Linnemannia hyalina, 1350 nucleotides. The record is from the annotation of a GenBank genome assembly. NCBI's taxonomy places the organism in Eukaryota, Fungi, Mortierellomycota, Mortierellomycetes, Mortierellales, Mortierellaceae.